AUGAACGCUCCGGAACCAAGAGAUAAUGCCGCAGCACUUGAAAGAUAUCUUCUCGACGCUCGGUUCAGCCAAUCUUUCACAUUACCACCGGGAUCAGAUCGUCCCGAACCUUUCACUGUUACCUAUAGUGAUUAUGGUUAUCGCAAUCAGGAUGAACCGAGCCAGGAAAAUGUUCUCCUAUUCUGUGGCCCACUUCUUAGCACUCGCUUUCUUCAUGUCGCCAAAGACGAGCUUGCCAAAAGGUAUCGUGUGCGCAUUAUCCACCCUGAUAGACCAGGCAUGGGCGGCACCACCGACACGGAGGCAAAGGCCAGCUUGAGAGUAUGGCUGGACAUCGUUUCGGCACUACUUCAGCACCUAGGCGUGUCUAAAAUCAGCCUUGCGUGCCACAGUGCUGGCACCAUAUACGCCCUUCACACUGCGCUGCACCUCCGUCACCUCCUCCACCCCGAUAGACCCUAUAUUGCCUUGUGUGGACCUUGGGUUCACCCCGAGCAUUCAGGUACCAAACUUAUGGAGCUCAGCAAUGCACUUCCCGUCGCCAUCCUCAGCCGGUUCGAUGGCGUUGUUAGCAUUGUGAGAUCGAGUGUGCUGCCCGUGGUAGGGUUUAGUGAUGUGCUACUCUCGAGCUUGGUUCCGAAAUGGGCCCAACGGACCCCGCCGCCAAUUCAGACUGCCGAUACUGAGAUGGUGAAAUUCGAGAAAAAAUUGCAGCCGCAGGUUCUGAAGCAUGCUUAUGCGGAAAACUACAAAGGUAUGAGCCAGGACGUGCUACUUCUUCUGAAGAAACACAUACCGGCCAACCCCGAAGGCGAGGAGGGAUGGGGCGACUGGGGUGAUGUUGAUAAGUAUGUGCCAAUGCUUGCAGAGCGUGAGGAAGAGAGGAGACGACGAGAGCAACAUUCGGACUUGUCAUCGCAUCAACUCGAAGUCGAAGUAUUCUUCGCCAAAUCUGAUCAUAUGAUUGGCAAUACAACAGGACCCCAGUGGUUCCGAGAUUGUUGGAGACCAGAACAGCGAGGAAGAGCAAUUGGGUUUCAAAGUCAUGUUGUUGAAGGGGCAGACCAUGACAGUCUUCUCGAUAUCAGACAUGGUGUAGCCGAGGAAAUCUUUCGCAAAAUAUCUGGCAUAGGGGGAGAUUAG
This is a messenger RNA of Truncatella angustata, 1143 nucleotides long. Its product is annotated as Alpha/Beta hydrolase protein. The record is from RefSeq and is a predicted model, not a curated record. Bases 1 to 1143 code for a protein of 380 amino acids. The transcript is spliced from 2 exons. Lineage: Eukaryota; Fungi; Ascomycota; Sordariomycetes; Amphisphaeriales; Sporocadaceae.